CCAAAAAAAUAUAUAUAAAAAAAGAAACAAAAAAACAGAAGAAAAAAAUGUCUGAAGCAAAAGACCCUGCGAUCAAGUUGUUUGGGAAGACAAUUCCGGUACCGGAGAUCCCUACCGGAUCCGGUGACUCUAUUGGAGCACCGUCUUCAUCUUCUGGUGAUGCUGUGGAUGAUGGUAUAAAUCAAAACCAUGGUUCUUUCAUGGAUGAAGAAGAGAGAGAGAUUGAUGAGGACACAAUGGAAGAUGAAUCAACCAAAUGUAAGAAGGAAAAAGAUGAAGCUCUCACCCAAUCAUCAGAAAAGAUCACUGAUCUAGACACAAACUCGAGAUUAGUGGAAGAAUCAAUUAACCCCUCCACUGAGGACGAGCAAAAUACAUUGAAAACUUCAAAGAUUAUGGAAGAACAUACUGAGAAUUCGCAUGAUAAGACCCUGAAAAAGCCAGACAAAAUACUGCCGUGUCCCCGUUGUUAUAGCAUGGACACCAAAUUCUGCUACUACAAUAACUACAAUGUUAACCAACCUCGCCAUUUUUGCAAGAAAUGCCAGAGAUACUGGACUGCCGGGGGAGCCAUGAGAAAUGUGCCUGUAGGCGCCGGUCGUAGGAAGAACAAGAAUUCUGCUUCUCACUUUCGCCAAAUAACUGUACCUGAAACAGCUGUUCAGAAUUCUCUAUCCGACUCGCCAAACGGAGUCCAUCAUCCUUCACUAAACUGUAAUGGCACAGUCUUUACAUUCAGGACCGAUACACCUUUGUGUGAAUCAAUGGAAUCUGCAUUGAACCUUGCUGAUCAAGGAGUUAAUAUUUCCCAGAAAAAUGGAUUCAUUAGACCGGAAGCACUGCGGAUUCAUGUACCCUAUGUUGGGGAAGAAAAGAGUGAUGAACAUUCCAUCAAAUCUUCUGACACAUCAACAACGCUGACAGAAGAUGCAGCUGCCAGCAGUUCUGUUGAACAAGUUAUGCCAAAUUGUCAAAGCUUCCAACCACAAGUUCCGUACUAUCCCAGUGCCCCUUGGCUUUUGCCGUGGAGUCCAUCUCAAUGGAGCUCUCAAGUACAACCACCGCCUGCUUUUUUCCCACAAGGAUUUGCCAUGCCACUCUAUCCUCCACCGGCUUAUUGGGGUUUUAGCAUGCCCGGUGCGUGGAACAAUCCAUGGCUGGCACAACCUUCGUCACCAAAUAGUGCAACCGUUAACUCCGGUCCUAACUCGCCAACCUUAGGUAAGCAUUCAAGGGAAGAAAGUAUGCUCAAACCGACCGACUCCACAGGUUCUGACGAAGGAAACAAUAAAGAAGAAAAGUCCCUUUGGGUUCCGAAAACUUUGAGGAUUGAUGACUUGGGAGAAGCGGAAAAAAGCUCUAUAUUGACAACUCUCGGGAUUAAAAACGAUAAGGCAGACGCGAUUCGUGGGGGAGGACUUUUCAAAGCCUUUGCUUCAAAGAGCAAUGAAAAAGAUAGCGUGCAAAACUCACCUGCCAUGCAGGCCAAUCCAGCAGCAAUGUCUAGGUCAAUUAGCUUUCAUGAGACCUCAUAAUUAUGUAGCUUAUAAAUUUGCUUUUAUUUAUUAGAUGCAGCAGAUGAGCCGAUUGACACAGCAGCUAUGAAACAUGGUCACAACAUUGGUACAGACACAUCGACACCAUUAAUGAUUUGAGAAAAUGAACGUGUUGGUGUCUGACAUGCGUUACAAGCACAGAUGUGUUCUACAGUUCUUAAGAAAGUUACAAACUUUAAGAAUAUAUUGGUUCAUUUUUGUUUUUGGUAAGAGUUAGUUCUUGUUGAUCAAUGGAAGAAAUUGAGAAGAUGGUUUUUUCUGCAUUCGCUUUAAGGAGAUUCAAGCCUUCUCUUAGGUGGCGGCGGCAAGGCAAUUUUACAUUCUUCCCUUUCUUUUAGAUUGCUUUCUUAGUUCAUGUACAUAUAUGUAAGCUUAUGUGACAUAGUGAGGCUUAGCUAUUUAUUUUUCCAGCAAGAUCGUCGAUGUAUAUAUAAUAAGAUUGAGAGUUCAAAUUGAACAUUUUGUUUUGCUAUAUUGUUUUCAGAAUUUUAUCAUUUCUGUGGAAUAAACAGAAAUAUUUUAUCAUUUUGGA
Messenger RNA from Medicago truncatula (barrel medic), 2088 nucleotides. Its product is annotated as cyclic dof factor 2. The transcript is spliced from 2 exons. Gene Ontology annotation, molecular function: DNA-binding transcription factor activity; DNA binding. Bases 48 to 1535 code for a protein of 495 amino acids. Gene Ontology annotation, biological process: regulation of DNA-templated transcription. NCBI's taxonomy places the organism in Eukaryota, Viridiplantae, Streptophyta, Magnoliopsida, Fabales, Fabaceae. The record is from RefSeq and is a predicted model, not a curated record.